AUGAUACCAAAUGAAAUUUUUGCUGAAGACAUGAUGAGCACUGUAAUACGAUACGGAUUGUACAUUGGCGCUGCUUUUCAGAUUAUAUGUUUGUUAGCCUGUGUGACGCUCACAGAUGAACAAAGCGAGUCCCAUCCUUAUGAAAAGGCUUACACCGACAGUGACGAGUGUAGUUCAGAGCAGUCUUCACCUGGUCACAGAGCUACAACGUCCCGAGCUAGAAGACAUGACAAGAAAAAGCGUCGUUAG
Molecule: messenger RNA, 249 nt
Organism: Danaus chrysippus (African queen)
Lineage: Eukaryota; Metazoa; Arthropoda; Insecta; Lepidoptera; Nymphalidae
Source: the annotation of a GenBank genome assembly